Molecule: messenger RNA, 803 nt
Organism: Passer montanus (Eurasian tree sparrow)
Lineage: Eukaryota; Metazoa; Chordata; Aves; Passeriformes; Passeridae
Product: Fc receptor-like A
Exons: 6
Coding region: 24-773 (249 amino acids)
Biological process (GO): cell surface receptor signaling pathway
Molecular function (GO): transmembrane signaling receptor activity
Source: RefSeq, a predicted model, not a curated record
UGCGCUGCCAGGGCCAGGAGAACAUGUCGGUCACUGGGGUGCGAUUCUACCAUGGGGACAAGGAGGUGGGGAGGUCCCUCAACGGGACCGAGCUGUCCUUGUCCCCUCUGCAGCUGCACCACAGCGGCCGCUACAGCUGCGGCGGCUGGGUGGACUCCAAGGUGGCACCGUGGGCGCUCUCAGCGCCAGUGACAGUGACAGUGCACGAACUCUUCACAGUGCCAGUGCUGGAGGGUCCCACCGAGCCCAAUGUGGGAUCCCCCCUGAAUCUCAGCUGCCUCAGCACCCCCAGCACCCUGCGGCCCCAAGCCCCCCUCCUGCACAUGUUCUACCGUGACAGGCAGGUGGUGGGGGGCCCGCAGGGGUCCCCGCAGCUGGUGGUGCCCGCCGUGGGGGUCUCCCACUCGGGGAAUUACAGCUGCCAGGUGCGGUCCAAGGUGGGGGAGGUGUGGAAGAGCAGCGCCUGGCUCCGCGUCAUGGUGCGCAUAGCUGCAGGGCUCAGCGGGUCCUUGCUGUUCCUGCUCCUGCUCCUGGCUGUCAUUGGGGGCUGGUACCAGUGGCACCAUCGGGCCCUCAGGAAGCAGCAAGAACGGGCCCCCCCAGAGCCCUUGGCCCCUCCAGAGGUGGGGGAGGUGCUGUACAGUGAUGUCGUGAGCACCAAGAAGGCAGGUGGGCCCCCCCGCACCACAUCCCCCCAAGUGACCUACGCGGAGCUGCCACGACCCCACAGGAGGCAGCGGGACCCCAGUGACAUCUCUGAGAACGUGCUGUGACACUGGGGGAACUGGGGGCACUGGGGUCCC